UGCUCAAUACGCCCCUAUUGAUGCUGCUUCUAGUAUUCAUAAAACUGGAUUUCGCGAAGCAAGGGUUAAUAUUCAUGGACCAGGUGUUUACUGUUCUCCAAAACCGAGUUUUGUAGAGAAUGGUUAUGCCGGGGUAGCUAAAUUAGAUACAAAAAUUGGUACAAAAACUUUUAAAAUUAUGCUACAAGUAGCUGUCAAUCCUGAUGGUAUCAAGUUUGCCACCGAAGAUAUAUGGAUCGCUAAAAAUUCUCAAGAUAUACGAACUUAUGGAAUACUCAUUAAAGAAGUUUAA
Molecule: messenger RNA, 292 nt
Organism: Rotaria sordida
Lineage: Eukaryota; Metazoa; Rotifera; Eurotatoria; Philodinida; Philodinidae
Source: the annotation of a GenBank genome assembly